Lolium rigidum is the source of this 2336-nucleotide messenger RNA. Its product is annotated as serine/arginine repetitive matrix protein 2-like. The coding region runs from base 210 to 1460 and encodes 416 amino acids. The record is from RefSeq and is a predicted model, not a curated record. The transcript has 3 exons. Lineage: Eukaryota; Viridiplantae; Streptophyta; Magnoliopsida; Poales; Poaceae. Gene Ontology annotation, biological process: regulation of DNA-templated transcription. Gene Ontology annotation, molecular function: zinc ion binding; sequence-specific DNA binding.
UUUGAAAAAGGAAGUUCGUCGUCCGUAGUAUAUCUCGGCGCCGUUUCCUUCCUUUAUUUACAGCUCCACAAAGAUAUCGCGUUUCGUUUCUAUCCUGAUUAGGAGUAGCCAGAGUCCGAAACAAAUCGAAUCUUUUUUUUUGGGAGGGGAGGCAAUCAAUCAAUUAGUAGUAGCAUAAUAGACUCAGAGUCAGAAGAGAGAUUGCGGCGAUGGCGAGCGGGCGGUUCAUGGAGGAGAUGAUGAGGGAGCACGAGCAGAGCCUGCUGGAGUCGGCCUGCGGCGGGCUCUUCGACCACAUCGACGACCUGCUCGACUUCCCCAAGGACGACUGCGCCGCCGACGUGCUCCUCCUCGACGCGCCCGCGCCCGGGAGCCCGCUCGCGGCGCGCGUCCUCGACGCCUGCGGCCUGCCGCCCGUCAAGCCCGAGCAGCCGGCCUUCCUCGCCCUGCCGCCGCCGCCGCCGACGCAGUCCGCGGCCGGGGUGGAGGAGUCCGCGUUCAUGGCCGCGCUCGGCGACGGCCACAUUGGCUCGUGUGACGUGCUGGACAUGGACAUGGAUUUGGCGCAGCUGGAGUGGCUGUCGGGGCUGCUGGACGACGCGUCCAUCCCGACCGAGCCGGCCUUCGCGGGAUGCGCGCAGCCCAUCAUCAGGGCCUCGGCGCUCAGCGCCAACGCCGGCGUCGUGCUGCCGGACCACACGGAGGAGGACGCGCUCUUCCGCAGCUCCAGCCCCACCUCCGUGCUCGAGGACAGCGCCGGCGGCUUCAACGCCACCAAGAACGGCAGCGGCGGCGGCGGCGGCUCCUCGGCCUCCUCCUCGUCCUCCUCCGCGUCCUCCUCCUCGGACUCCUUCUCCGGGGCCGCGCGCCCCUGGUCGGUGCCCGUCUCGCCGCGCCCGGAGCCGCCCGUGUUCGUCGUCCCGGCGCGCGCGCGCAGCAAGCGCUCCCGCGCGUCCGCGUUCCCCACGGCCAUCCGCGCCGCCGCGCCGCCGCCCGAGGCCACCAUCCUCGUGCCCACGCCCAUGUACUGGCCCACCACCUCGUCCUACUCCGAGCCCGAGAGCAUCGCCGAGUCCAACACCUCGCAGAAGAAGAAGAAGAAGGCCAAGAGGCCAGCGCCUCCGGUCACCUCCGACGCCGAGGGCGACGGCGAUGCCGACUACGAGGAAGGCAGCGGCGGCGGCGCCGCGCUCCCGCCGGGCGCCGUGCGGAGGUGCACGCAUUGCCAGAUCGAGAAGACCCCGCAGUGGCGCGCGGGGCCGCUCGGGCCCAAGACGCUCUGCAAUGCCUGCGGCGUCCGUUACAAGUCCGGCCGCCUCUUCCCGGAGUACCGCCCCGCGGCCAGCCCCACCUUCGUGCCGGCCGUGCAUUCCAACUCCCACAAGAAGGUGGUGGAGAUGCGCCAGAAGGUUGAGCCCAAGGGCGACGACCUGCUCCAGUUCAUCCGCCGCCGGGAUUGAGAGCUCCCUGCCGGCCGGCGACGGUCGGUCUCGUCUCCCUUAGCUACAAUAUAUUAUAUGUAUACAUGCUAGUAUGUAUGCAUGCAUGCUUGCUUCCAGCUAGUCAGUCGUCAGUCCAUCAACGUCGUCAGUCAUCGCCAUGAACAUGGACAGUGCCCGCCCGGCAUUGUUUGUUUUCAUGGAUGCAUCCACCCACCUUCAUCGCCAUGCAUUGGUUUUCCGUCAGCAUCCAUCCAUCCAUCCACCGCCGGUCAUCCUGGCUGGCGUUAGUUCGAAUAGGGCUUUUCUUUUGGGUUUCAUUUCACCUUUUCUUCUUUGUCUAUUACUUAAUUGGUUCCCCCUAUGAAGAUUUUUUUCCCGUUUGUAUAGAGGAGGGUGAGGAGGGCAGGAGAAAUAGAUGAAUCAAUCACAGAGUGGUUGUUGCAUUGCAGUUGCUUGCAAGUUAGGUAGGUGAGAAGGAGAGCUGAGCUAGUUGCAGCAGAGGGAGACAGAUUUUAGGAAGGAAACUUUGCAGCUAGGCAGUCAAUUAGGAAAGAGGCUGUGCUCCAAGGGAGAGUGAGAGGUGAAGGAAAAUUUGUUGAUUUGCUAAGUUAGAAAGUUUGUGUCAAGUAGUAGCCAUCAGGAGGUUGAAGCAGGGGGAUCACCAAUCAUAGUCAGUCUAUAUUGGAGCUUGGUGUACUGAACUCUGAAUAUUCUUUUUGCAGUUCGUCUGUGUCUAGGGAUUUAUAAGUACUGUUUGGUUUUUAUACUAGUAGUGUCACCUUUGUAUUAGACAUUAAUUACUUUUUUUUCCUUUUCUGUUGCUCAUGCCUUGUUGCCUCAACACAAGAUGUGAUCAUCCAAUCAGAGGAAAUAUAAUCCUUUAGCUCUUGCUCA